CCAUAUGCAAAGGUAUUCAUGAAUCACUAUUCGUUAAAGGUACCCAAAGAAUGAUUUAAAAUCGUGUUGAUUCAAAAAUACGAGUUCUAGCCCUGCAAUGUCGCUACCAAAGCAACAGAGAGCAGGCUGUACACUUCCCAGCAGUGAAUGUCCCUAUGCUGAAGGAUGGGACAUUUACAGGGAAGACAGCCUUUAUCACUGGGGGCGGUACGGGACUGGGUAAGGGGAUGGCUACCACACUCUCCAGGCUUGGAGCACAGGUUGUCAUCACCAGCAGAAAAUUGGAUGUGUUGAAAGGGACAGCUGAAGAGAUAGAGAAAGCCACAGGAAACAAGGUGUUAGCUGUAGCUGCUGAUGUCAGGAAUCCAGAUGCAGUAAAGGCUGCUGUUGAUGAAUGUGUGGAACAUUUUGGCCUUCCCAACAUAGUUAUCAACAAUGCAGCAGGCAACUUUAUAUCCCCAACAGACAGGCUCACAUCCAAUGGCUGGAAAGCUGUGACUGAUAUUGUCCUCAAUGGGACAGCCUUUGUCUCGUUAGAACUUGGCCGGAGGAUGAUAGAAGCAAAUCAAGGUGGGGUGUUUCUGGCCAUUACAACAAUCUACGCCAUGAGUGGAUCAGGGUUUGUUACUCCGAGUGCAGCUGCCAAGGCAGGAGUUGAGGCCCUUGCUAAGUCGUUAGCCAGUGAGUGGGGCAGGUACGGAAUCCGGUACAACUGUAUACAGCCUGGCCCCAUCAGAACUAAGGGAGCUUUCAGCCGGCUGGACCCUACUGGUCAGUGGUCAGAGAAAAUGCUUGAUGUACUGCCCACUGGUCGGCUGGGAGAGGUCCAGGAACUGGCCAAUCUGGUUGCCUACAUGGUCUCUGACUACAGCAGCUGGAUGACUGGGGAGGUGGUGAAACUAGAUGGUGGUGAGUACUACAGUCGGGCGGGGUCGUUCAACGAACUGCGGGAUGUCACAAAAGAGCAGUGGGACAUGCUCGCUCAGAUGAUCAAGUCUACUAAGGGAUCGUGAUUGAAACGUUGGAAAAUGUAUUAAACAUCAAAGAGACACUUCAUCUGUUUCAAUUAAAGAUAAAGAGGAAAAACCCUAAUUUGAAAAAAAAUAAAAUAUCAUUGCCGCUUUUUUCAGUACUUUCAUACCACAGGUCUCAGACUAAAUGUCAUUGAAUAUUAGAUUUGUUUUAUUCAUUUUAAGUCAAUUUAAGGGCCAAUAUUCCAUACUUUGACAUCAUAAAAGAAUAUAUAUUUUGUAAAAAAUAUAUAUGGACUGAAAUAGUACAUACUUCUAUACCAGGGCAGACUGAAGUUGGCAGUGUCUCAUUAAAUGAUCAUAAAGAAUGGAUAAAAUCCAUGUUGAUACUUGUAAAUCAUUGGCCAUCAUUGAAAAUGAUUCUGUGAUACAAUACUGUUAUGAGCUUUAUGACAAUGUGUGUCUUCUAGUAACAUGUAUGUUAGUUGUUACUUUGCAAAUUGUCUGUUUGAAAAUUAUUCUAUGUUUUAUAUCUUAUUGCUGUUGAUAAAUAUAAUUUAAAUUAUAUAAAUGACAAUUGUAUCUUCUAUGACAAAUAGACUCCUGGAAGAAGGGUCAGGUAUAUAGAGACUUGUUUUAUAUUUUAUUAAGACCAUUGAUUUACCUCUUGAUCUUUUUAUCAACGAAUCCGGGUCAACUGGCCCAAUUACCAUUUCGGCCUGGUCCUUUUCGGCCCAGUUACCAUUUCGGCCUGGUCCAUUUCGGCCUACUUUUAUUUUUUAUUAUUAUUAAACUUGCUAUUCUUAUUUAUAUAAUCAAUUAAUAAUAAAAAAUAUCCAAAAUAUGUAUAGUAAUUUAUACCCUGGUAUAGUAGAUGACUCGAUGUUGUUUAGAAUAUUAAGUUAUUAACAGACAUGUUAUUUCUUCAAGAGACAAAAUGGACUCCGAAAGAAAGAGAAAUACGAUGUUUCAAACAAUUAUUUCAUAACUAAUAUACUCUUAAAUCAACCACAUCGCAUAAAAGGAUAAAAUACAUAAAUACAUAAAACAUAUGGGUGAUCUCAAGUCCACCACGAUACAAAAUGUUACUAUGCUCAGCUCGAGAAUAGGCAUAUUAGGCUCUCUCUGAAUUCACUUUUACUCCAGGCAUGGUCGACAGACAAACGCCAGACCUCCACUUGUCUUUGAUGCGUUGUUUAAUGCAUGUACUAUUAUUUUAAGUACAUAUGCUGAACACUAAUAUUGACUUCAAUAUUAAUUAGGUGUAACAUGUUAUUUUUGCUUCCCUGGCCCUUGUAUUUUAAGAUGUUGCGGCACUAAUAUUGAAGUGACAUUCUGUCCAUGACACGUGACAAUACAUAAUUGUUUAUGACCAUGCAAUUAAAGUAGCACUGUACUUAAAGUAGCUUAGCAACAAUCUUGUUCAUGAACAGAUCAGAACAGAGAGUUUAUUAGACUUAUACAUUUGUACAUCGUCACAAGUUCUGUGAUGCCAUCGCUGGCACCAGUCACAGUCAACAACCUGCUGACGUUGCCUUACUUCAUUCAAACGCAUGCUACAAUGAUACAUGAUAAUAACUUAACAUAUAACAAACAAUGAUAUUACGGAAUACUAUAAAUUUAAUGAGUUUUCAAUGAAUAUUAAUAUUUUUUGAACCACAUUUAUAUAUUGCCUUCCCUUUUUAUACGCCCGAAGGGUCGUAUUAUGUUAUGGCCUCCAUCGUCUGUCCGUCUGUCUGUCCGUCUGUCCGUCCGUUAGCAAUUCCGUGUCCGGGCCAUAACUUGGUAACUAAUAAAGCGAUUUUCAAAUAACUUUAUACAAAUCAUCACUACAUUAAAAGGAUGUGUCGCGCGCAAUUUCCAGGUCCAUACCUCAAAGACUAGAAUCACCAUAGGGGUGCGUUAGCAAAUCCGUGUCCGGGCCACAACUUGGUCACUAAUAAAGUCAUUUUCAAAUAACUUUAUACAAAGCAUCAUUACAUUAAAAGGAUGUGUCACGCGCAAUUUCCAGGUCCAUACCUCAAUCACUAGAAUCACCAUGGGGGGGACGUUAGCAAUUCCAUGUCCAGGCCAUAACUGGGUUACUACUAAAGCAAUUUUCAAAUAACUUUAUACAAAUCAUCUCUACAUUAAAAGGAUUUGUCAAGCAUGCUUUCCAGGUCCGUACCUCAAAGGCUAAUUUCACUGGGGGGCGUUAGCAAUUCCGUUAGCAAUUCUGUGUCCAGGCCACAACUUUGUGUUACUACUAAUAAAGGAAUUUUUAGAAAACGUGUCCUAGCCACAACUUUGUAACCAAUAAAGCAAUUUUUAGAUAACUUUAUACAAAUUAUUGCUACAUUAAAAGGAUGUGUUGUGAGCACUUUCCAAGUCCUGCUACUUUUAAACUUGUAUUCUCAGAUUUUCUAAGGAAGUUUCAGAUAUUCAAUUUUUUUUAUAAAAAUAUUUCAUUUCAUAAAAUCUGAUUCCAUAUUAGUACAUCCUUCAUUGCACUACUUACCAGUAUGUAUGUUGUUUUACAAUUAUUCUAUGUUGUAAAAAAAUACUGUUGAACAAAGGUUUUUAUUAGCACUGCUAACUUAAGUAUCAUUAAAGUUUCAAUAUUGGAAGUUUAAGCCUUUGUUGUAAACACUUCACACCUAGUAAGCAGUAUACUAGCAUAACCUAAAUGUUUAUUAAAGACCUCAAGCCGAAUCUUCUUCGGGCGUAUAAUGCUCCGUUUCGCGGUGCUCUUGUUACUCAUUUCCCUUUGUGAUUUUGUAUCUUUUCAAUAUUAAACAAUGUGUUUCCACUUUUUUAGUCAUUAGCAAUAUAAUUCAGUAGUUGUAAUCAUUUUUUAAACAUCAUUAACAUCCUUUGAAAUGCCAAUUAUCAGAGGUGUCUUCGGCGUUUACUUUAACACUCUAUAGUAACACAUUAACUGCUCCAAAUUAUCCGUAAAUUAGGUGUAAACAAUAUCAUACCAAACUGCAUUCCAUAGGCACGCUCCCUUUCAAAAGUAGGCCGAAAAGGACUAGGCCGAUUUAGACCAGGCCGAAAAGGUAAUUGGGCCGAGUUAACCCGACACCUUAUCAACCUUGACCUAUAUUUUAAAAAGGCUAACAUUCUUGAAGACAAGAUAGCAAAUGUGGCCUCAUUAAGGUAACCAAUGUUUUUCACACAUUGAUAUUAAUCUUAAUGUUGACCCCAAUUCGAGUUAUGAUCAACUUUGACCUAUUUCAUAGAUACAUAGGUCUUGACCAAGUUUCAUAAAGAGUAGGUAGAAAUGUGAUGUUUAGAGUGUUCACAACGUUUUUUAAACAUUGGACCUAGUAACUUAAUUUUUUACUCAAAAUGACCCGAAAUCAAACUAGACCUUAAUUUCAAACAGACACAUACCCUCGGGGCCUGACCAUGAUUGGUAUGAGAAUACGGCCCCCAUGUUUCCAUCAGUGUCUUUUUUACUCUUCAACAUUUUGACCAAACAUGACUCAUAUUCAACUUUGACCUAGGUUUCAGAGAGACAUUAUAUACUGACCAAGUUUCAUAAAGAUUUAGUAGAAAUGUUGUUUCUGGAGUGUUAAGAUUUAAUAAAAUAUUUAACCUUG
This is a messenger RNA of Mya arenaria, 4555 nucleotides long. RefSeq names its product 2,4-dienoyl-CoA reductase [(3E)-enoyl-CoA-producing], mitochondrial-like. The record is from RefSeq and is a predicted model, not a curated record. Gene Ontology annotation, molecular function: 2,4-dienoyl-CoA reductase (NADPH) activity. NCBI's taxonomy places the organism in Eukaryota, Metazoa, Mollusca, Bivalvia, Myida, Myidae. Gene Ontology annotation, biological process: fatty acid beta-oxidation. Bases 156 to 1013 code for a protein of 285 amino acids. Gene Ontology annotation, cellular component: mitochondrion. The transcript is spliced from 8 exons.